CUUUUUGAAGCUUAUUCCAGGGAAGUAAAACAUAGAGCAUGACGAUAUUCCCCCCAUGCUUAGGAAACCGGCUACAGACAAUAGCGCAGCAUAACUUUUUGAGAACCGAGACUAACAUAAUAAAUACUGUAAAUACUAAAUCAAAUGAAAAACGGGAAGCAGCGUGGUAACAGAGCGUGUCUCCAUAACUACGGUAUUAUAAGGGACGCCCCGGACGCUUCAAGUGUGGAAGUUGUUGCAUACGGACGUCUUUAGCGGAUGGACUAAUCACAACUCGAAAACGCCAUAGUUGCUCUAACUGCGACGCCAAGAAAACGUCGCCUCUCUUGUUGUUUGAUAAUUCACAAUGUCGGUGAAAUUGAAUGCUUUAAAUAGCGAUUCUUACACCGAUAUCGGUGCAUACAGAGACCAACAUUUUAAGGGCAAGUGUCAUUUACAAGAGAAGCUGCUGAAGGCAAGCCACACUUUAUAUGUGGGGAACCUUUCCUUCUACACUACAGAAGAGCAGGUUCACGAGCUCUUUUCGAAGAGUGGAGAUGUAAAGAGGAUCAUCAUCGGUCUUGAUAAAGUAAAAAAGACUGCUUGUGGCUUCUGCUUCGUCGAAUACUAUACAAGGGCAGAUGCAGAACAUGCAAUGCGCUUCAUAAAUGGCACACGUCUUGAUGACCGCAUGAUCAGGACAGACUGGGACACUGGCUUUAAAGAGGGAAGACAAUAUGGUCGUGGCAAGUCUGGAGGACAAGUCAGGGAUGAGUACAGGCAGGACUACGACCCAGCCAGAGGCGGCUAUGGAAAGUUGGCUCAGCAGCAUAGAGGGCCACAAUAGCUUUGUUGUAUUGUGUGUUGAUGCUUUGUGGAUCAGUCUUCCCCACCCCCCAAAAAAAAACAAACAAAAAAAAACACAAGUCACCACCUUGAAGGAAACAUUAUUUCUGAUAUAGAAGAAAAAGAGCUGGAAUGAUCAUAAGCCCUUGUUAGCCUCAUUAUACAGUAUUGCCUGCUGGAGGAACACAAAGGAAGCAUGCUUUUAUUUAAUUUUCCCCCAGCAAUUUAUCUAAAUGGAAACAUCCCAAAUUGUGUUAAGAGUUCUUUUUUUUUU
This is a messenger RNA of Syngnathoides biaculeatus (alligator pipefish), 1099 nucleotides long. RefSeq names its product nuclear cap binding protein subunit 2 (gene ncbp2). Gene Ontology annotation, cellular component: nuclear cap binding complex. Gene Ontology annotation, molecular function: RNA cap binding. Gene Ontology annotation, biological process: mRNA cis splicing, via spliceosome. Bases 347 to 826 code for a protein of 159 amino acids. NCBI's taxonomy places the organism in Eukaryota, Metazoa, Chordata, Actinopteri, Syngnathiformes, Syngnathidae. The record is from RefSeq and is a predicted model, not a curated record. The transcript is spliced from 5 exons.